Molecule: messenger RNA, 2256 nt
Organism: Ilyonectria robusta
Lineage: Eukaryota; Fungi; Ascomycota; Sordariomycetes; Hypocreales; Nectriaceae
Product: chitin synthase-domain-containing protein
Exons: 3
Coding region: 84-2057 (657 amino acids)
Cellular component (GO): cell periphery; cell septum
Molecular function (GO): chitin synthase activity
Source: RefSeq, a predicted model, not a curated record
CGUGAGGGGCUGGCCUUGACCAGCGGCGAGCUGCUUGUGUCUGUCGGGCUACACGUCGACCACUUGGCCGUGCCAUCGUCACAAUGAACGCUCCUCGCAUACCAAGCCCACCUGGGGCCUCAGCUGCUUCGUCUUCUGAACGGGUCAAUAGGGUAGAGCGUAAUGGGCCUCCGGUUUCUCACAGCCAGCCUGCCCAAUAUCAACUGCGUCCCAGUGGCCACACCUCCCGAGACUCGUCCGUGAUCCGGGGCAUCAAUGGCAGCUUCGCGCCGGGUGCGCAAACGCCGCGCUCCGGCGUCACCCACGCCUCCUGGUUAUCGCAGGGCGUCGACUCGAACCUGUCCUUCACGUCCUCGGUCCAACAAGAAGAAGCCAAGCUGCGAUGGGACUCGGACGAGGAGCUCAAGAAGAUGUCCAAGGAAGUGCUCCGCCUCCAGAAAUGGGCCCUCAUUUCCGGCCUCGUCAUGCUCAACGCUGCCCUCAUUUACGUCGGAUACACGUACGGCACUAAGGUGUACUACUUCUUCCUCGUCCUCCUCAGCUCCAACACGAUGCUCCAGGCGGCCAUGUGUAUCACCAUCAUCUUUCACUGGUUCGUCACCCAUGUGCUCCUGUUCUGGUGGAAGCCGAAGGAGAACAUCCCCGAGAUGCCGGAGAAGAUGGUCAUGCUGCUUCCCUGCUACAACGAGACGUACGACGAGCUGAGGCGCUCGCUCGAUUCGUUGAUCGCCCAGAAGAACAUUGACGACCACCCCCGCGUCAUCUUCAUCGUUGUCGACGGCAAUGUCCGUGGCCCUGGCAUGACCAAGACCACCCAGGGCUAUCUCCUCGAGGAUAUCCUGGAGCCUGGCCCAUCUCGGUACUUUGAGAACGGAUACCGUGCUCGCGACGGCUUGUUCAUGCCCGUCAACACGCAGACCGGCUUCUACAAAGGCAUACCGUACGUCUUCGUCGGCAAGCGCUACAACCAGGGUAAGCGCGACAGUUUGUGCUUCGCCCGUUCGUUCCUGUACCACUUCAAGCAGCGCUCGGAGAACAUCGUCACUAUGUUCAACAACGAGCUCUUCGAGUACCUCGGCAACAACUUCGUGCAGGGCGGCGUCGACAACAUCGACUACCUCUGCGGCAUGGACGCCGACACCGUCUUCGAUGACUUCUGUGUCUGGGAGAUGAUCAAGGAGAUCCGGAAGAAUCCCAAGGUCGUCGGCGUCUGCGGCCACGUCUGCGUCGACUACGACGGCCACAACUGGGGCUGGUGGUCGCUAUAUCAGUCCGUCGAGUACUCCCAAACCCAAGGUCUCCGUCGUAUGUUCCAGUCGCGCAUCACCGGCAAGGUCAACUGUCUUCCCGGUUGUUGCCAGCUCAUCCGCGUCGACGAGGCCACGUUCGGUGAUUCGGUGCUCCGCGAGCGCUUCGGCUACUGCCCCAAGCCCAACGACGUCAUGACCCAGCACAUCAUGGGCAACUAUUCCGAGGAUAGCAUCCACGCGUCCAUCAUCUUCAGCCUCUUCCCGCACAAGCAGACGGCGCAGGCCCUCCGCGCAAAGGCCUUCACCAUCGUGCCUCAGAACUGGAAGGUGUUCCUGUCGCAGCGCAAGCGUUGGGCGCUGGGCAGCAUCUCCAACGAGUUCGUCAUGAUUUUCCGGCCGGGCAUCAUCCUGAUCGAGCGGCUGCAGAGCAUCGUCGCCGUCGUCACCUGGGCCAUCACGCCCUUCAUCAUCGCGGCGUUUGUCGAGCUCAUGAUCGUCUUCGCCAAGCGAGGCCGGGAAGUCAUGUCAGACCCUGUUUUCCUCGGCCUAAUCUGUGUUUUAUUCUUCCGCUACGUUUACUCCUUCUGCAUUGGCUUCUGGCUGCCUCGGAAUUUCCUCGAGAGCAUGCAGUAUUUUGUGGGCUUCUUCCUCCACAUUGCCACAUCUCCGUUCAUGAACAUCAUCAUCUUGGUAUACUCUCUGUUCCACUCCGACGACUUCAAGUGGGGUAAGACCCGUGAAGUUAUCCGAGGUGAUAAUGAAAAGGACGACGUCGACGACACCGGUGGCCGCGGCACUCACUGCUGAUAAACUGGUCAAUUAAUGAACUGAUUGUCUGAUUAGCAUACACCCCCCUCCCCAACUGGCCCAAUCUCCGGGCCAAGACGAGGCAAAAAUAAUCUCUUUCCUGAGUCUUUCUUUAUGGAUGUAAUAGAUGGCAAGCAACAGAAAAUGUCGGGAUAGGAUAUUGUACGCGUGGAAUAGCCUGGCGAAUUGUUACAUACUC